This is a messenger RNA of Anopheles merus, 1764 nucleotides long. Its product is annotated as BTB/POZ domain-containing protein 9-like. The record is from RefSeq and is a predicted model, not a curated record. The coding region runs from base 340 to 1539 and encodes 399 amino acids. The transcript is spliced from 2 exons. Lineage: Eukaryota; Metazoa; Arthropoda; Insecta; Diptera; Culicidae. Gene Ontology annotation, molecular function: protein binding. Gene Ontology annotation, biological process: modulation of chemical synaptic transmission; adult locomotory behavior; circadian behavior.
UAGUGGUUGCGUCAUGCUGUGGAGAAAAAUGACUCCAGAACAUUUGGCGGUAAAUAGCUCGAUUUGAGCUUUGAAUUUGGAAUUUAGUUUCGUAAUCCGAUAUUAUUAAGUAGUAAAUCGUAUUUUACAUCAAUGUUAAAGCAUUUCGAAACCAGGUUUCUUGCAAAUCCAAAUCAGCUGCCGUUGGUUUGUUGUGUUGACAGUUGGCGAAUUGUCACGCUUGGCGCCAUUACUCCGGGUCGUUGUUUACAGCUGCACGGCAUGCGUUGCCCGUAGGACGGACGAAACUUGCUCCUCAUUUCUGUACGGUGAAUUGUUCAAGCAAAGAGCUGAAACGCCAUGGCGAGUGUUAAUCAGGAAAAAAGGAAGGAAACGCCCUCGCCCGCAAAGCAUGUGGAUAGUGUAAAUCAUGAAGAAUUCGAAGACACAGCCCUGCUUGCGAUACACAUCGCGGGCCUGUGCAUGAAGGAGGACAAAGCGGACGUUACGUUCGUCGUCGAGCAGGAGCGCAUACCGGCGCACCGUGUGAUAUUGGCGGCCCGGAGCGAAUACUUCCAAGCGCUGCUGUACGGUGGGCUGGAGGAAACGAAGCAGACCGAGAUUGCGCUGCAGGUUCCGCUGCAACCGUUCCAAUAUUUGCUGCGCUACAUCUACUCCGGCAGCAUGUCGCUGAAGGAUAUGAAGGACGAGGAUAUACUGGACACGCUCGGGCUGGCCAUCCAGUACGGAUUUCCCAGCGUGGAGAAGGCAAUCAUCAACUACCUGUCGCUGCACGUGUCCGCGGGCAAUGUGUGCGCUAUUUUGGACGCCGGUCGGCUGUUCGAUCUCGCCGAUCUGCUUGCGGUGUGUGACGAGUUUGUCGACAGGAAUGCGCUCGAUGUGCUGCGGCAUGAGACGUUCCAGAAUCUCACAUUCGAGUCGCUGUGCAGAUUGCUCGAUCGGGAUAAGUUUGAUGCACCGGAGGUAGAUAUAUUUCUCGCUGUGCAUAAGUGGUACCGAGCGAAGGAAGACGCGGAUGCGGCUCAGUACAAGAAAAUAUACGACAAGGUGCGCUUUCCGCUGAUGUCUCACAACGAGCUGGUCACGGUGGUGCGACCGACCGGGGUGCUACAGUCGGACCAAUUGCUGAACAUUGUGGCCGAGAAGGAAACGCUCUACAAGCUGCGUAAUCGUGGCGUAGUGCCAGGAGAGAACGUAGUGAAGGAUAAAAUCGUAUGGACACAGCUGUACGAUGGAAGGAUACGAUGUGCCGAUGUCGUGUUAAAAAAAGCGCACGUCAUCAACAAGAUCGAGGUGUGCUAUAAGAUGAAAAGCGCAGACAAUGUGGUCUACUGCGUUGAUGUAUCGCUCGAUGGGGAAUGUUGGCACCGGCUAGCCGAACUGCAUCACAAUAAACCCACGGAAGUGGUGCACUUCCGGGCGCGGGAAGUACGCUACAUUGAAGUGACCACGUCCGACAAAUAUGAAGAUAUUGAUUCCAUAAAGGCAAUGUUGCACAUGAAACAGAAAAAGAAGAAAUUGCAUUCCACUUCGGAUUAGAAGAUCAUGUACCACUUGUAUACGGGUGUGCAUUGGAUUACGGAAGCGAAGAAUUCGUCUUAUGUGUAUUAUGAAGGUGAUUUUCAUUGUUUUCUUUACAACAAUCUGGUGGAUUGUUGAAUGAAGAUAUUAAAAAUGAAGAAUGAGUUAUACCGUUGAAUGAAUUAUAUCAAUAAUACAGGGUAUCUGAGAGCCAUAACUAUAAGAAUCUGCUUGAUAUUUCUA